AUGUCUUCUCUCAAGAUCGCUAUCAUUGGAGCCGGGCCUGCUGGUCUUGCUUUGGCCCGCCUUUUACAAAUCAACAACAUCACAUGUACGAUUUACGACCUCGAAACGGAUCGCAACGCCCGUACUCAAGGUGGUUGUCUUGAUAUGCACGAGGGUGCGGCGCAGCAAUGCAUUCGAGAAUGCGGUCUAUACGAGCAAUUCCUAGCCGUUGCGCGAACUGAAGGCGAGGUCCUAAAGAUCUACGAGCCUAAUGGCACACUUAUCAUGGAUGAAGGCUCCGACCUGGGCGAGCGCCGUCCUGACUCGUUCAAGGGCCGCCCAGAGGUCGACCGCAAGCAACUCCGUAGCAUGCUCAUUGACUCGCUCUACCCUGGAUCCCUCCAGUGGGGCCAUAAGCUCAAGGCUGUCAAGACCGAUCCUACUGGCCGCACCGCCAAGUACGACUUGCAAUUCGAGAACAAGCUUGAGACUGGAUUUGACCUCGUUGUUGGCGCUGACGGCGCGUGGUCCAAGGUUCGACACCUCAUCUCUGAUGUUAGGCCCCAAUUCGCUGGUAUUACUGGAGUGGACGCAAAGCUCAGCAACAUCGACACUGUCGACCCUGCUCUUUCCAAACGUGUUGGAAAUGGUAUGUGCUUGACUCUCGGCUGCAACACCACUGUGCUUUCCCAGCGCAACGGCGACGGAUCUGUCAAGUCAUAUGGCUUCUUUCGCGGCACUGAGGACUGGCACAAGACCUGCGGCAUUGACUGGUCGAAUGUCGCCGAGGCCAAGAAGGAGUUUGUGUGCAAGUAUUAUGAUGGAUUCAACGACGACGCAAAGAAUCUGAUGCUGUUGGCUGAUGAUGAUGAUUUCGUUCCGAGACCCAUGUGGAUGCUCCCAGUUGGACAUAGAUGGGCACACCGCCAGGGAUUGACUUUGAUCGGAGACGCAGCUCACUUGAUGACUCCUUUCGCCGGCGUUGGCGUCAACGUUGCCAUGGAAGAUGCUCUUAGCCUUGCGACUCAGAUCAAGCAAUGGAAACAGAAUAUCUGUGACAAAUCUGAUCUUAGCGCCUUGUCAUCCUCGCUCAUUGAGCCUGUCCGCGCAUACGAGGAGGAGAUGUUCGCGCGCGCUGAGGCUUACGCCAAGGAGACGAUGAUGUACUAUGAUCUGUUCUUCCACGAGCGCGGUGGUAUUGCCAUGUGCGAGCAGUUUGCAAAGGCAAAAGCGGAGGAGAAGGCGAAGGCUGCUGUGUCUGUAGAGGUUACAGAGCUAUCGCCAGCUGCUGUCGAGGCAUGA
Molecule: messenger RNA, 1281 nt
Organism: Cucurbitaria berberidis CBS 394.84
Lineage: Eukaryota; Fungi; Ascomycota; Dothideomycetes; Pleosporales; Cucurbitariaceae
Product: FAD/NAD(P)-binding domain-containing protein
Exons: 2
Coding region: 1-1281 (426 amino acids)
Molecular function (GO): FAD binding
Source: RefSeq, a predicted model, not a curated record